CCUCGUUGCCCUUGCCGACCAUGCUUUCAGGAUUUGAACAUGAUGAAGUGCCUUUAACAACUCUUAAAGUCAGCUAAACAGAGACCGCAAGUACCUGAUAAUUUUGCCUGACGUUGUCCAAAAGCCGGUGCCUAGAAGUCAGCGGUCUUGGUCAUGUAUGUAUACAAUAUAAUUUUGUCAUGUGUAAGGUGUAAUAUAUACUGUUGUCCAAUGUUUUUAGAGCUCCUGUGCCUCUGUGAGAGAAAGCGCGCGAGCAAACGAUGGCUUGGAGGGAUGUGGUUUGGUUUGCGAUAACCAUGGUAGUUGUGAUGCUGUCUCUCACAGUGCCUCCAACUUGGUCCAUGGCGUUUCUAUGUGUUCUUGGAAUGUUUGCUUCUGCAGUUGAUAAUGCUUUAAACAUGAUGAGACCAAAACCACGUCUUCCAAUAUCUGCUUUGGCUCGAGCAGUUGAUGCUCCGGCUCCUGCAGGUGUUGCUCUUGCUCCAGCUCCUGCUCCUGCAGUUGUUGCUGCUGGAAGACAUAUUAGAAGCAAGCCGAUAUCAUCUUCAACCUCAUCGUCAUCAUCUGGAUUCAAAUAUGAUGUAUACUUGAAUUUUAGACAUCUAGAUACUCACGACGGAAUCACAGUUCACCUUUACACACAAUUGGUAGAAGCAGGAAUCAGGGUCUUCAAUGAUAGAUAUGACCUCAGUCCCGGAAAAGGUUAA
Eucalyptus grandis is the source of this 707-nucleotide messenger RNA. RefSeq lists its product as uncharacterized. The record is from RefSeq and is a predicted model, not a curated record. NCBI's taxonomy places the organism in Eukaryota, Viridiplantae, Streptophyta, Magnoliopsida, Myrtales, Myrtaceae. The coding region runs from base 261 to 707 and encodes 148 amino acids. Gene Ontology annotation, biological process: signal transduction. The transcript is spliced from 3 exons.